AUGCCAAAACCACAAGUAUUGCAGGCCAACCUACAGUUCAUACAGCACAGAGCUGCCUUAGCCAAGGCAUUUCCGCGUCACAUGCAGCAGCAACAGGUUACGCCGGUUCCAUCCGCACCUCCCAUCAUGGCAACCAGCACUUCCGCAGUAGUCCCCCAACCAAGUUUUCACGGUGACUACGAAAAGGAGGAAGAACCUAUCAAUUGGAUAAGAAAAUAUCAACUAUCAUUGCCGCCUUCAUACUCAGAUGCAGAUAAGAUCGCCUGGUUUGAACUGCAGUGUGCAGCAGCGAGCCCGGCAGAAGAAUGGUUCACGAGCUUACAAGCAAUGGAUAAGGCAACCUGGGUAACAUUUUUAGCAGCAUUCAAGAUACGGUGGCCUCCACCAGUCCAUGCGAAGCUCACAGUCACCCAGAAGAAGGAACAUCUCAAGUCUGUCAUACUGAAGGAGGAGGACAUUGGAGUCAUGAUUGAGAAGGACAGAGGGUGGGACUGGGGCCAUGUAAAGUGGGCCAAGCAGGUCGCGCAAAUGGCACAAGGGUUUGGUGAUGCACACUGCCACUUCCUAGAUGUAGUUCUGGAAAACACACUUGAAGUUUUGCGGGACUUCCUUGCAGAUCACUAUACUACAUGGGCGGAAUUUGAGGCUGACGUGGCAAAAACCUCUGCAUCCCAGCUCAUGAGGGCAAAGCAACGCAUUGCAAAUGAUCGAAAACUCCAAGAAGAUGUUGACAAACUACAGAACCAGACGUCGAGCACCCGCAAAACAACAGAUCCAUCAUCAUCCCAAGCUACGCAACCUUCAUUCUCCCUCCCAGCCACCUAUUGCUAUGGACCUCGUUAUAUUCCUAACCCAACCAUCCCACCACAGCCGGCACCUCCAUACCAGACAAUACCACCAGCCCCAACGCACGCACAACCACUCCCAGCAGCACCAGCCCCCCAAACCCCCCAGAACCCGUUUAGCGGGACAGUGCCAGUACCCAGAACAAACCUUUUCUACGGUUUUCGGGGAGGAUACCUGCAAACACCAUCGCGUGGAAGGGGGGCCUCAGGAGCAGAUUGUGCAUGA
Molecule: messenger RNA, 1071 nt
Organism: Suillus paluster
Lineage: Eukaryota; Fungi; Basidiomycota; Agaricomycetes; Boletales; Suillaceae
Exons: 1
Coding region: 1-1071 (356 amino acids)
Source: RefSeq, a predicted model, not a curated record